This is a messenger RNA of Mesorhabditis belari, 540 nucleotides long. Lineage: Eukaryota; Metazoa; Nematoda; Chromadorea; Rhabditida; Rhabditidae. The record is from the annotation of a GenBank genome assembly.
AUGGGAUUGACAAUCUCGGGACUUUUCAACCGCCUUUUUGGCAAAAAACAAGUCCGAAUCUUGAUGGUCGGUUUGGAUGCUGCGGGUAAAACGACGAUUCUGUACAAAUUGAAGCUUGGCGAGAUUGUCACCACGAUUCCUACAAUUGGCUUCAAUGUUGAGACUGUCGAAUACAAGAACAUUUCCUUUACUGUCUGGGACGUCGGAGGUCAAGACAAGAUUCGUCCUCUCUGGCGACACUAUUUCCAAAACACACAAGGCUUGAUUUUUGUUGUUGACUCAAAUGAUCGAGAGCGUAUUGAGGAGUCACGAGAGGAAUUGCAUAAAAUGCUCAAUGAAGACGAAUUGAGAGAUGCUACACUUCUUGUCUUUGCCAACAAACAGGAUCUUCCGAAUGCCAUGUCAGCUGCUGAAUUGACCGACAAGCUUGGUCUCCACAACCUUCGUUCCCGUCAGUGGUACAUCCAAGCAACCUGCGCAACUCAAGGACAUGGUCUCUAUGAGGGUCUUGACUGGCUAUCCAAUCAAUUGGCUAAGGUC